Molecule: messenger RNA, 1344 nt
Organism: Fulmarus glacialis (Northern fulmar)
Lineage: Eukaryota; Metazoa; Chordata; Aves; Procellariiformes; Procellariidae
Gene: CPSF3
Product: cleavage and polyadenylation specific factor 3, 73kDa
Exons: 11
Biological process (GO): mRNA 3'-end processing by stem-loop binding and cleavage
Cellular component (GO): mRNA cleavage and polyadenylation specificity factor complex
Molecular function (GO): 5'-3' exonuclease activity; RNA endonuclease activity; RNA binding
Source: RefSeq, a predicted model, not a curated record
GAAUCCACAUAUGGUACUCAUAUUCAUGAAAAAAGGGAAGAGCGAGAGGCAAGAUUCUGUAAUACAGUUCAUGACAUUGUAAAUAGAGGAGGUAGAGGUCUUAUUCCUGUGUUUGCCCUGGGUCGAGCUCAAGAACUACUUUUAAUUUUAGAUGAAUACUGGCAGAAUCAUCCUGAACUCCAUGAUAUCCCUAUAUAUUAUGCCUCCUCUUUGGCAAAAAAAUGUAUGGCAGUUUAUCAGACCUAUGUCAAUGCCAUGAAUGAUAAAAUCCGCAAGCAAAUUAACAUCAACAAUCCAUUUGUUUUCAAGCAUAUUAGUAAUCUGAAGAGUAUGGAUCAUUUUGAUGAUAUUGGCCCAAGUGUUGUGAUGGCUUCCCCAGGUAUGAUGCAGAGUGGCUUAUCCAGAGAGUUGUUUGAGAGCUGGUGCACAGAUAAGAGAAAUGGAGUAAUUAUAGCAGGGUACUGUGUUGAAGGAACGCUUGCUAAGCACAUCAUGUCUGAACCUGAAGAGAUCACAACUAUGUCAGGGCAAAAGCUCCCACUGAAGAUGUCUGUGGAUUACAUUUCUUUCUCUGCUCACACAGAUUAUCAACAAACUAGUGAAUUUAUCCGGGCCCUGAAACCUCCACAUGUGAUUUUAGUUCACGGUGAGCAGAAUGAAAUGGCCAGAUUGAAAGCAGCAUUGAUACGAGAAUAUGAGGAUAAUGAUGAAGUUCAUAUAGAAGUUCAUAAUCCUAGGAAUACUGAAGCUGUGACGUUAAACUUCAGGGGAGAAAAACUUGCCAAGGUGAUGGGAUCUUUAGCAGAUAAGAAACCAGAGCAAGGACAGAGAAUUUCUGGAAUCCUAGUUAAAAGAAAUUUUAACUAUCACAUCCUUUCUCCAUGUGACCUCUCCAAUUAUACAGACUUGGCAAUGAGCACUGUAACACAGACACAAGCCAUUCCAUAUACUGGCCCUUUUAAUCUGCUUUAUUAUCAGCUACAAAAACUUACUGGUGAUGUAGAAGAAAUAGAAAUCCAACAAAAACCAGCCUUGAAGGUUUUCAAAAAUAUUACUGUGAUCCAGGAACCAGGCAUGGUGGUCCUUGAGUGGGUGGCAAAUCCUGCUAACGAUAUGUAUGCAGACACCGUGACAACAGUGAUACUGGAAGUUCAGUCAAAUCCCAAAAUACAGAAAGCUGCAGUACAUAAAAUUUCAAAAAAAGUAGAUAUGGAUGUCUAUAGGAAGAGAACAGAGAUCAUGCUUCAGGAUAUGUUUGGUGAAGACUGUGUGAGUUCAAAAGAUGGCUCUGUCCUGUGCGUCACGGUUGAUGGAAAGACUGCAAACAUUUCACUGGACACUCGG